GAUUGGAUCAACAAUGAAUGUAAAGAAAGUGAUUAGUUUCGGGAAAAUUAAAACUGACCUGACUAAGCAUGCAUCAGCAAGUUCAAGCAGUACGGUUGAGGGCUUUGGAACAUUCAGCAAGCAAAUUUCGCCGAACAACUACACGGAUAUAAAUGAGAUUAAUCCUGAAGAUGAAGAAGAAACGCGUAGCCUACAAGAGGUUAUGGGGAUGACAAGUUUUGGGAAGAAAGCAAAAUGUUUUGAUGUACAAGAAAUGCUGGACAAUAUCACCAAGACAGUUCGGACCAGUAAGUCUGUUCAUUCGGUACCCGCAUUAGUUGAACAAAAUCAUAAACUAGAAAAUGCCUCAGGUGCAAAGGAGGACAAGACAAAAACAAACGAUAAUGAACCUUCAAGUUUAGUCCCCCUCAACACAAAUCCUCUAAACCCAAGCAUAUGCAAGCAAACUAACAAUAGUGAUGACGAUGAUGACGAAGAUGAGGACGGCAAUGAUAGCGAUGACUCAGAAGAUCGGCAAGACACAAGCACAAAUAAGAUUCCCUGUAGUCAUGAAGUAGAAAUGCAUCAUGGAUCAAAAGCUGUCAUUGCUAUAGCGGCAGAUCCAUCCGGAGCUCGUCUGGCAUCUGGUUCGGUUGACUAUGACGUUUGCUUCUGGGAUUUCGCUGGCAUGGAUACAUCUUUGAAAAGUUUCCGAACUCUGCAGCCUUGCGAAAAUCACCCUAUAAAAUGCCUCCAAUAUUCUACGACCGGAGAUGUUAUUUUAGUUGUGUCUGGUGCAGCACAGGCCAAGGUAUUGGAUCGGGAUGGUUUUGAAAAAUGUGAAACGGUAAAAGGUGAUCAGUAUAUCACUGAUAUGGCAAGAACCAAAGGUCACACGGCUGCUUUGAACAGUGGAUGUUGGCAUCCUUACACAAAGGAAGAAUACAUGACGUGCUCCCAAGAUAGUACCUGUCGUAUAUGGAUUUUGUACAAACCUCGUGCUCACAAAAACCUUAUCAAAUGUCGGGCUCAAAAUGGUGUUAAAACUAUACCAACGACUUGCGCAUAUAGUAGAGAAGGAAGCGUAGUGGCCUGUGGCUGUGCAGAUGGGUCCAUACAAAUGUGGGAUCACAGAAAGAAUUUUGUCAACACAUCGUUGCUUCUUCGAGGUGCCCAUAAGCCAUGUUCUGAAAUAUCCAGUUUGAGCUUCUCUUACCUCGGUAACUUGCUUGCUUCAAGAGGUUGUGACGACACUCUGAAACUUUGGGACCUACGCUCUUUCAAGAGUCCUAUAUUUACCGCCAAUGAUUUAUUCUCUCGAUAUGACACAACUGAUUGUAUGUUUAGCCCUGACGACAGUAUGGUUAUAACAGGUGAAUCCCUGCGAAAAGGACAAUCAUCUGGGAGGGUAUUAUUUUUUAAUACCAAAACAUUUGAUCUAGUGAAUGAAAUUUGCGUCACAAACUCUCAUGUUAUCAAAACGCUCUGGCACCCGAAACUAAAUCAAAUAUUUGUUAGCUGUGGUAACGGUGUGGUCAAGACUUAUUACGACCCUAAGAAAAGCUUGAGAGGAGCCAAGUUGUGCGUGGUCAAGUCUCAUCAUAAGCAGAAGCACAUAGAGAUAAUGUCGACACAACAAAUUAUUACACCACAUGCCCUGCCUUUAUUCAGGCAAGAUAGGCCAAAGUCCGUUAGAAAACAAAUGGAAAAAGAUAGACUGGAUCCAGUAAAGUCUCAUCGCCCUGACUUGCCUAUUACGUCUGGACAAGGUGGUAGAGUCGCCUCAUCGGGGGGUACGCUCAGUUCAUAUGUAAUAAGAAACCUUGGGCUAAGUAAACGUAUAGAGGAUGAUCAAGAUCCACGAGAAGCCAUUCUCAAGUAUGCAAAGGAUGCUGCUGAAAAUCCAUACUGGAUAUCACCUGCUUACCAAAAAACCCAGCCUAAAACUAUAUUUCAAUCUGAAAAUGAGGACGACGGACCAUCUUCCAGUAAAAAACAAAAAACCUGAUUGGAGUACAUUCCUGUUAUUUGAAUUAAUGUAAAGUUUGUCUAAUAUAAUGAUAACAUUGAGGAGGUUAUUAUGUGUUGUGAAAUUGCUUGAUAAAUAGGCAUAGCUAAACAA
Molecule: messenger RNA, 2101 nt
Organism: Diprion similis
Lineage: Eukaryota; Metazoa; Arthropoda; Insecta; Hymenoptera; Diprionidae
Product: gastrulation defective protein 1 homolog
Exons: 1
Coding region: 14-1987 (657 amino acids)
Biological process (GO): regulation of DNA double-strand break processing
Cellular component (GO): nucleus; site of double-strand break
Molecular function (GO): protein binding
Source: RefSeq, a predicted model, not a curated record